This is a messenger RNA of Harpegnathos saltator (Jerdon's jumping ant), 3445 nucleotides long. It is a transcript of the gene wit, whose product is annotated as kinase protein wishful thinking. Gene Ontology annotation, biological process: BMP signaling pathway; cellular response to growth factor stimulus; protein phosphorylation. Lineage: Eukaryota; Metazoa; Arthropoda; Insecta; Hymenoptera; Formicidae. Gene Ontology annotation, molecular function: transforming growth factor beta receptor activity; ATP binding. Gene Ontology annotation, cellular component: plasma membrane; signaling receptor complex. The coding region runs from base 295 to 3171 and encodes 958 amino acids. The transcript is spliced from 12 exons. The record is from RefSeq and is a predicted model, not a curated record.
UUAGAAUGCGACUCAAUGGAUACGGCUUGACUGUCAAGUAUACGAAUAUUCAGACGAACACUUGCUCCGAAUGCACUCGGCAGCGUUUUGAGGGAAUGUGCGAUGUUGUAUCAGGUAACAAAGGCAAGGACAUCACACGUAAAUCGUAGCGAGCUUUCACGAAGGGCACCGAGCAGAACAUGAACUCAGAAUCUCUACGGCAGCAUUGUGUAUUACUAUGAUGAAAGAUGCCAAUUCUUAAGGAGCAGUGCUUCUGUUGAAGUGGUUCUGGCUCAAGAGGCCUCCUAAAGCACAAUGAAAGCCAUUGUAUCAUUCAUACUGAUCAUACUGCUAUGUAGCAUAAGCUUAGCCUCUGUCAAUGCUGAUAGGAUAUGUGCCAGUAAAAAGAAAAAUUCUGAAACUCCAUCCUUGAAACAGAACUCAGCAGUUGUACCUGAAGAUAUAUCCAUUGACCAUAAUUCAAGUCAUAUAAUAGUGGAUGAAGAUGUUAAAUUUGAAACAUGUAAUCAUUUCUGCCACGCCUUGUGGCAAGAAGAUAAAAAUGGCACUGAAAUUAUCAUAUUGUCUCAAGGUUGCUGGAAGCAGUCUGGUGACCAAAAAUGUGAAAAUACAGAAUGCAUUGCACUUCCAUCAACAAAAGCUUUGAACAAUACAAAAUUUUGUUGCUGCCGUGGUGAUUAUUGCAAUCUUAAUAUUAACAGUUCCAAAACAAAUUAUUCAGACAACAAAAUACUCAAUCCUCUUUCUUCACAAAAGUGUCAGCCAACUACAGAAUAUCUGGAACAGUCAAACUCUGAACAACGGUUGUUAAUUAUAGUGAUCUUCAUCACAAGUCCACUACUAUUUAUAUUUAUCAUAGUACUUCUAUACAAAGUGUGUCGUAACAAAAUUUUAGCGGGUUUAGGAAAAUCAUCACUUUAUAACGAUCAGUUUAUGGACAGUACAGCAUUAAGAACUGGUACUUACACAGUCGAUCACUUGAAACUCGCGACUAUCGUAGGUCAAGGAAGAUAUGGAUCAGUUUGGCAGGGCAGUAUGGGAGACCAAGAUGUCGCAGUUAAAAUAUAUCCUUCGCACUAUCGCAAUUAUUUUCAAAAUGAAAGAGACACUUACUGUUUACCUUUUAUGGAGCAUCCAUCAUUGUUAAGCUACUACGGUACAGACGAGAGAAUAAGUAUGGAAGGUAGUGUCGAAUAUCUUUUGGUACUCAGUUUUGCCCCAGGUGGUAGUUUAACAGAUUUCUUACGAACACAUACCACUGACUGGAGCACAUUUUGCAAAAUGAGUCUUUCCAUAGUUAAGGGACUUGCUUAUUUGCAUACAGAUAUACGCAAAGGCGACAAGUUCAAGCCGUGUAUUGCGCAUAGAGAUAUAAAUUCGAGGAAUAUAUUAAUCAAAGCUGAUGGUACAUGCUGCAUCUGCGAUUUAGGAUUAGCAGUUCAAAUCUCUGGUUCGAAAUAUUAUUCUAAUGGAGAAGAGCAGCAUGCUGAAUUAAAAUCAAUCAAUGAUGUCGGCACGCUGCGGUACAUGGCACCAGAAGUGUUGGAAGGUGCUGUUAAUUUGCGCGACUGCGAAAGUUCAUUAAAACAGAUAGACGUUUAUGCGAUGGGAUUGGUCCUUUGGGAACUGGUUACAAGAUGUUCCGAUAUUUAUAUUCCUGGAUCAGAAGUACCGCAAUAUAAACAGCCAUACGAAAAUGAAAUAGGACUUCAUCCCACGUUUGAGCAGAUGCAGGUCUUGGUAUCGCGCAACAAAGCUAGACCUCUUUUAGAGGGUAAUUUAGUAGAUAGACCAGGAGUGCGUUUGAUCAGAGAGACUAUGGAAGAUUGCUGGGACGCCGAUGCAGAAGCGCGUCUAACCGCUUUGUGUAUAGAAGAGCGUCUUUCAGAAUUACAGUCUCAUCGUGUGACGAUGCACUUUAUCGAUGGAAGUCCGAUGGUUAAUUCCCAUUGCACCUUAGUGCCUUCGACGACGAACAGUCUUUAUAGCGAAUCGUCGCAUCAUGACAAUGUACACGUUGUACAACUCGCGUUGAAUAUGAUACAAGAUGGUAACGCUAAUGAAAAUGCGGUAGCUGACAAUUUAGUUACAUUAUCGCCGUCUGACAGUGUCGCUCAUGAACACAGUUUUAAAAAUUCCAACGAGAUAGCAACAUAUAAUCAUACUCAAACGCUUCAGCCGUAUCAGGGCAGAAAUCCGUGUAUGGAGAGAAAUUUAAUGCUGCAAUCGGAUUCUUUGGAGGAUCUGAGUUGUAACGGCAACGUUCUCGUUGACAAAUCGCUGAAGCAUGCGUGCAAUGAUCAAUAUAGGACCGCCACGGAGGCGCAAGGUCUGGUCUCACAUGAUUACUUAAGCCAGCACACUACGCAAUUAACGCAGCUCAGGCCAGCGACGCCUAUACCGUAUGUGCAAAAUGUCAUCUCCGAUGAAGGGACACCCUCGUACGGCAAACGUAAGCAAACGAACAUACAAGACUCGUCGCUUCAAGAAAGCCCGCGGAAGAAAUUGUUCGCUUGGCCCAACUUAAAGAAGUUACUCAUCAAUAAGAAGAUGUACCCGUACAGCAGAUACCAAAUCGACAGAGAAGACUCCAAGUCGAAUCUGCUAACGAAGCAAAAUGUCCAGAUUAAAACUGUCGAGACGAACGUGACGAUUUCGCCGGGAGGGAAAUACGUUAAUGGUAUCAUUGGUAAGACAUCCACCUCGGCUGUGGCAGUGGAGAAGAACGACAAGAAUGCCGUACAAACGGGAAAGCAAAAGCAAUACGAGGACGACAACGCGACAUCGAACAUGCGUCCCUCCACCUUGCCGCUCGUGAGCUUGAGAAAUAAAAAACUGGAGAAUAAUCUCAAUAGGCAGCAGAGCAUCGACAAAUUCAACGAAGUUUUCAACGUGGGCUCGAACGUGAACAACGCGCUGAAAGAUCCGCAUAUGAGAAUAAAAACGCCCGGCGAUCUGCCGCCGUCUGUCAGGAAAAUACGCGGUCGCACGCAGUCAACGGCAAGAUUUUCUCUCUACGAUGAUCGUAUGAUGUGCAAUAUCCUUAGCGAGGAGGAUGAUCGUAGCGACAAAGCCAUUUGGAAUUCUGUGCCAUUCGGUAUGGAUCUCGGUGAUAACGACGGAAAGCAGUCGCCAACGAAAUUCGGUACCAAAAAUGUUACGUGCUUUUAAUCAGAUAUAAUACUAACGUGUUUGUAAAGUCCUUUAUGUUUAUAUAAUUUAGUCAAGAGAAGAAGAAAAUUGCGGCUGUAGAAUAUCUUCAGCUUAAAUUUAUGUACAGAAUUUGUGUAUAAGAAUAAGUAAGAAUUUUGUACUCAAUGCAAAUAUACAUUGCUACUACAGAGCAAAUAAUAAUGAAAUCAGGUAAAACACAGAAUAACUAAGAAAAGGGGGGGAGGGAGAACAAGAAAAUUGAUAUUCCAAGGAUAAUCUGUACGGGAUGUGU